Trichosporon asahii var. asahii CBS 2479 is the source of this 759-nucleotide messenger RNA. RefSeq lists its product as uncharacterized. The record is from RefSeq and is a predicted model, not a curated record. The transcript has 2 exons. NCBI's taxonomy places the organism in Eukaryota, Fungi, Basidiomycota, Tremellomycetes, Trichosporonales, Trichosporonaceae. The coding region runs from base 1 to 759 and encodes 252 amino acids.
AUGGGGAGAGGGGAAGGGAGUGGAUGCGGGUCAGAAGAGAGCUUAAGCCUCGCCCGAGAUGAGCGGGGCGCGCUCCUCGUCGUGAAGCACAGAGGUGCCGGUGCGGAUGGAGGUGCUGAGAGCGCCUUGAGGACUGCGAACAGCGAGAGGAUGAAGAAGGCGAACGCGCUCCAGCGGAUGAACUUGCUGCUCUGGUGGAUGACUGAUGUCAGCUCUAAGGUCGCAGAAGGUAAGCUUACAGAUGGAGAACAGAGCCCAGGCGAUGACAGCGGCACCGGCGGGGUCACCCUGCUGGGUCGCAAAGGCGUACCCUGCCGCGGUCGACUCGAGGAAGACGAAGGCGAGGAAGACAAAGAUCUUGGUGAAGACGCCAGGCGGCUGGGUCUCGGCAUUCGUGCCGCAGGCCUGGAACAGCGAGAUGACGAUGAGAACGAUGGUCCCUGGGCGUUAGUUAUCCUCUGCGGGGGCCAACUUACAGCCGUGGAAGAGCGAGAAGGGAAGGUGGACGAAGAGCUCGGUCGCAAGCGAUUCCCGGCUGUUGUGCUCGGCGUUGAUGAUGUAGUAGAUCUGGCUGACGGCAGCGGCAACGAGCAGGCUCAUGAAGAAGGCGCUGAUGAAGUAGCCGUGAGCCCAGAGCCAGAUGUAGAUCGUGUUGAGGACGCCCAGGAGAGCAAAGCGGUACGAGAUGCAGUCAACGAUGAGCCUGGGAGUGAGCUGAAGUCUUGGAGCCCGCGACGUACUUCUUGCCGUUGUCGGUGA